Fibroporia radiculosa is the source of this 1575-nucleotide messenger RNA. RefSeq lists its product as uncharacterized. Bases 1 to 1575 code for a protein of 524 amino acids. The transcript has 3 exons. The record is from RefSeq and is a predicted model, not a curated record. Lineage: Eukaryota; Fungi; Basidiomycota; Agaricomycetes; Polyporales; Fibroporiaceae.
AUGUCGUACACUUCGCGUCGGCAUUCUUCCGGCCCGCGACCUCUCCAGCUUGUCGAUGGCAACGUCCAACCUGCAGCCGUAGGAACCCCGUCCACAUCUUCCUGUCCCUCUCCAACCAUCUCGGGACUGUCCACCCCUCCUCCCACGUCCCGAAACUUCAAAUCGCGUCGUCAAUCCUCGAUUUCGUACUAUCCCAGUAACAACGCGCCGACAUGGGAUAGCCGCUCGCAGACAAGUGCUGCGGCCCUUCCCUCGUUAACGCGUAGUCUGUCCUUGGGGCACAAAGCCCACAAUCCUGCGGCGAAGGGAGAUAGACGAAGUGUUGGAUCGGCAGACUUGCAGUCUCCACGGGUAGAGCGGGCACCGCUGACCCUUACCGAGAAGCAUGCAGAUCUUUUGCAGUUCAUUGCACAGAAAGAGUCCAAGUGCCUUGAGCUGCGAUCACAACUUGCUAUACAUGAAGCAGAGCUUGCGGAGCUCAAGCGCAAAUGGGAACGUAUCGUGAGCCGGGGGAUGGACCGUGCGUAUUCGAAUUCACCUAGCUCUUCGUCUCCCAUAUCCGGGGCCCUCUCUCCGUCUGCGAACGGCGCAGUUCUAGAGAACAUCCGAGAGGGUGUCCAAGGCGUUGGCCGGCUGCUGGUAUCCGGCUUGGGGGACCUUUCAUCUCCCGCAUCUCCCUCACCUACGAUGCCGGUGCAAUCCAUGUCCGGGCUUGCGACGAUAUCUCGAGCAUCCAUUGCGCCUGCAAUGAAGCGCGCAAGGAGCCACGCAAAUACGCAGAGUACUUCGUCGGUAUCGACUUCGGGCACGACUUCGACGCACUCAACGAGUGUGCGGCUUUCGCAGUCGUCCAUCUCGUCAUUUGCAUUCGACGAGCCACUCCAUGAGCUAGAUGAGAAAGCAACAGCGCACCGGGAAGUUCCUGCACGCAGCAGCAUCGAAAUAUCUCCGUCAAGAGCAUCGGAAGCUGCGAAGCUCCAUCGACGCAGGUCGCGCGACCAUACACUUAUACUCCAGGAUUCGUGUCAACUUGACUCGCCCCCUUUGAAUGGUGUUAUGUCGCCGAAGAUACCGACGAGCGGCAGCCGAUCGAAACGCGCUAGUCUCAACUUAUCCUCGGGGCUUCCGCCAGCAGCAAUUCCGGGAAUGAGCACGCUUGCCGUCGAACCACUCUCUGCGUGGGUAGAGACCGUUGGCAGCAGCAUGGGUCGCAAGUGGGAGGAGCUGCAGAAAGGCCAGACUUUUACGAAGAGCCAGAAGCGCGCCUCAAUGUUGCUGUCCGAUGUCUCACAGUCGUUCUUCUCCGCGCUUGCUUCGCCAGCUCCGUCCUCAACAAUGUCGGUGUCGGUCUCAACCAACCCAUUUGGUGCGGCGCUUUCGCCGCUGUCAGCCCCUCCCUAUGACCGUUCUCCUCAAGCAUCGGCGUCGACGGCAGCAUCGUCGCUGCUAGAAGACGAAGACGAACUCCAGGGCCUCGGAAACGUCAUGGUGCCCGACAGCAGAGCCCCAGCGAGCCCCGGCGUGUCGAAGCCUGCAAACGCGCAGGCGCAGAGCGACGAUGAGUGGAACUGGUGA